Molecule: messenger RNA, 108 nt
Organism: Cylicostephanus goldi
Lineage: Eukaryota; Metazoa; Nematoda; Chromadorea; Rhabditida; Strongylidae
Source: the annotation of a GenBank genome assembly
AUGCACCUUUUACGAGUGGUCUCGCAAUCCCCAUCAUGCCAAAUUCUUUCGAAUCUUCUCCAUUAUUUCUGUGCUCACUGUACUCGUAGUCGUCGUCGUGCUCGGUAA